AUGAAAUUCGAAGAAUCCAUGGAACUGCCGGUAAUUGUCGUUGAUAGCGGAGUUUUACUACCUGGAGCAAGUCUGAAAAUUCCAAUUAGAUCGAAAUUGAACACCCGCACAAUCGAACAGCACCUGACCCGUGGAGGAUCAAACUACGUAGUGAUUGCUUACAAGUUAUCAACUGAUAAAAUAUACAAUGUAGCUACAAUUGCCUACAUCGAAAAGUUGUUUGGAUGGACGUUCAACUCGACGACGAACUACUCGUUGGAUGUGAUCGGAUUGCAUAGAGCAAAUAUUGACAAAUUGUCAUUUCCAAAAUGUCGUGUUUCGAAACUUGAGGAUUCUAGCGAAAGAGCAGAAUUCAAUCAUUCCACAAUCGAGAAUGUGAUUUCUGGAGCCAAAAUCCUUGCUCAAAACUCGGAAUCCCUAAAAUUCUCCCAAGAAAUUCACAAUUCUAUCGACGACCACGAUUAUGGAAAAUUGGCUGAUUUGUGUGUUUCACAAAUCAAAAAUUUGGAAUUUUCCCAAUUUUUGGAUUUUUUGGGAACCAAAAAUGUGGAGAAACGGCUGGAAAUGUGCGAGAAAUGGAUGCAAAUGCAGAGAGAAACAAAAGCACUUCAACUGAAAAUGGCAGUCCCAGGAAAUUCUGAAAUUCCAAAGAAAAUCAAUAAACAACGAAUUCCAAAUUCCAAAAAUCAAGUGGAACAAUUGGAGGAGAAAUUGAGUGCCAUAGAGUUUUCAGAGGAAGUUUCGGACCGCGUCUUCUCCGAACUGCACCGUUUGAAAAAUAUGAAUCCCCAACAAUCCGAGUACACUGUCCUUAUGAAUUGGUUGGAACUUGUCUCGAACCUUCCAUGGAACACAUCUACAGUAGACGAUAUCGAAAUCAAUAAGGCUCGAAAGAUUCUAGAAGAUUCUCACGAGUCAAUGGAUGAUGUUAAACAACGGGUUCUAGAACAUUUGGCAGUUUGUAAAAUCAACAAUUCAGUCAAAGGAAUGAUUUUAUGCUUUACGGGACCACCGGGAAUCGGAAAAACUAGUAUUGCGAAGGCGAUUGCAGAGAGUAUGGGCAGGAAGUUUCAGAGAGUCUCCCUUGGCGGAAUCCGUGACGAAUCCGACAUCCGUGGUCAUCGGCGUACCUAUGUGGCAGCCAUGCCAGGUCGUAUCAUUGAAGCCUUGAAGCACUGCAAAUCUAACAACCCAGUGUUCCUCCUCGAUGAAGUAGACAAACUCUAUUCCGGCAACCAGGGAAGUCCAUCAGCUGCUCUUUUGGAGUUGUUGGAUCCCGAACAGAACUCGACGUUCCACGAUCAUUAUUUGAAUAUUCCAUUUGACGUCUCCAAGAUAAUGUUUAUAGCGACGGCUAAUGAUGUUGAGAGGUUGGAACCGGCGCUAAAGGAUCGAUUAGAGAUUAUUGAAAUGAGUGGAUAUUCGAUGAAGGAGAAAGUCAAGAUUUGUGAGAAUCAUUUGGUGAACAGACAACUUUCAAAGCAUUGUAUCAGUCCGGACUAUGUCAAUUUGGAUAGGCACGCGAUUAUGGCUAUGAUCGAAGAAUUCACCAUGGAAGCAGGCGUUCGUCAACUUGAACGAAACGUUGGAGCCGUUUGUCGCCACGUGGCCCUCCGUCUAGCCGAAGCUUUAAACUCUGACCCAUCAGCUGACGUUCUACCGGAUAUGGAUCUCCCUAUUCAGAUCGGAGAACCCGAUAUUCACAAAAUCCUAAAAGCAAAACAUAUGAAACGAGUGAAAAUCGUUGAAAAAAUGAGACCUUUACCACCAGGGGUAUGCUUCGGAUUGAGUGUUACGACGAAUGGAGGAAGGGUUAUGCCCAUAGAAGCUUCGAAAUGCAAAGGAACUGGGAAAAUCGUGACUACCGGACAUUUGGGAAAAGUUUUGGAAGAAAGUAUCCUCGUUGCCAAGGGAUGGUUAGGAGCAAAUGCAGAGAAAUUGGGAUUGAAAACUCUCGAAGAGAAUGAUAUUCAUGUACACCUCCCAGCGGGGGCUGUUAAUAAAGAUGGACCGUCUGCUGGUACAGGAUUGGCUUGUGCGUUGGUCAGUUUGGCAAUGGGUGUCCCAUUGAGAAGCGAUGCGGCUGUGACUGGAGAGAUUUCACUGACGGGACAUGUUUUGGCGAUCGGUGGAGUCAAAGAAAAAGUGUUGGCUGCCCAACGAGAGGGUCUUCGCCGGGUGGUCCUGCCGAAAUCCAAUGAAGAAGAAUACCUGAAAAUUGAUGAAGACAUUCGAAAUGAAAUGGACGUCGUGUUGGCGGAUACUGUAGAAGAUGUGAUUGAGGCAAUGAUGGAGAAGGAACCAGUUUUGGCGAAACUCUGA
Molecule: messenger RNA, 2322 nt
Organism: Caenorhabditis briggsae
Lineage: Eukaryota; Metazoa; Nematoda; Chromadorea; Rhabditida; Rhabditidae
Exons: 10
Coding region: 1-2322 (773 amino acids)
Biological process (GO): protein targeting to peroxisome; protein quality control for misfolded or incompletely synthesized proteins; protein catabolic process
Cellular component (GO): peroxisomal matrix
Molecular function (GO): ATP-dependent peptidase activity; serine-type endopeptidase activity; ATP hydrolysis activity
Source: RefSeq, a predicted model, not a curated record